Molecule: messenger RNA, 1520 nt
Organism: Carassius gibelio (silver crucian carp)
Lineage: Eukaryota; Metazoa; Chordata; Actinopteri; Cypriniformes; Cyprinidae
Exons: 4
Coding region: 198-746 (182 amino acids)
Biological process (GO): positive regulation of DNA-templated transcription
Cellular component (GO): nucleus
Source: RefSeq, a predicted model, not a curated record
AGAGAGAGAGAGAGGUGGGGGGGAGAGGGGAUAGGAGAGGGCUUUAGGAUAAAGACGGCAAGGCAAGGGGAAAAAAAACAUAGCGGGAAAUGACUGCUUGACGUGCUUUGAUUGGAGUAUCAGCUUGCAGUAUUUUUCCUAUUGCGCCCAGCAUUAACUAUCUCUCAGGCAUCGCACUGGAAGAACAGUGUCCCCCGAUGGGGCCUGUGGAGGGGCAGUGCUGUGGGAGCUGCCCCUCUCUGCCCCCUAUUAUCAUACCCAGCAUGGACAGCGUGGAGCUCUGCACCACCCAAGAGGAUGGAUGCCUUUCCACAGAUGGAGAGAUGGGGUACCCAGAAGCCCAGGCCAUGGAUGAAUAUCCAGUUCAGAGAAAAGGGGACAGACUGCCCUUUCAGAUCUUUCCAGAUCCAGUGGAAGUAGUUUUGAGUACUGAAGGCUGUCUGACCUGCACGCCGCAGGGGAAGGAGCGCCUGCCGUCCAUCGUGGUGGAGCCGACUGACGUCAGCGAGGUGGAGAGCGGGGAGCUGCGCUGGCCUCCAGAAGACAUGGACUUCGAUGAAGAUGAAGAUCUGUUCUUGGAGCAGUGCAUCCCACCUGCUAACAUCGCUGACUGGGGGGAGGAUGAGGAAGAGAGCUCUAUUAUUGAAAACCACCAGCAGAACACUUCUCUGUUAGAUCUUCAAACAGAUGACUUCAGGGACGACACCCCGACUCUACCUCCAGAGAGUGCUUCAUCUCUGAACUGACACCCACUGAACUCCUCACGGUCCUUCAGGAAACGACUCGACGAUGCUAACCUGAAGAGCUGUUUCAGAGGAACUACUAGGAUCAUGCAGCUGAUUGUGGUCUCACUGUGAUUGCACAAGAUGACAAACUGACACUUUCUGUAGGCUAGAAAAAAAAAGAGCAACAGAACCUUGUGAAGAAAUGUAAAGAAAUUUAAUUAUAUGUUGUACUAUAGUUACUCAUUACAGUCUUGCAUAGGUUAGUUUUUUCUGCUUCUUAUCAUCACUGUAGAACCGUGUCUCCACAGUUUGUUGUGUUUUUGAAUGCAAUCAUUAGUUUCUGUAUUUUGGGGUUUAAACCAGUCAGCAUUUUCACAUUCUCCCUUUAUCACGCAGAUUGGAAAAUUGUAGUGAAUUCAUCAAAAAAGGGGAAAGAGAAUAACAGAAACAUGAUUUUUAGUGACGCCACACACACACACACAUACACGUAUCAUCUGUGACAGUGUUGCGUUACACAGGAGUUGAAAUGUGUUGUAAUGGCACAUUUCUUUCAACCCUAAUUUUAUGUGGUAUUUGUCCCUUUUCUUUGUAUUUCUGUCAUGUUUAUCUACAUUUUAACCAUUAAGUGCACCUCUGAGUAGAAUAAAACAGUGCAUUGUUUAUGUUUAUUCCAAAAAGAAACAAGUUUUGCAUCUUUGUCAUUCAGAUUUCAUCUUUGCAAUAUGUACACACAAUGUUUUUCUUCAAAUGAUUAUUACUAAAUGAAAUUUCAAACAAUAAAAUGCAUCAGGACCA